This is a messenger RNA of Paramuricea clavata, 879 nucleotides long. The record is from the annotation of a GenBank genome assembly. NCBI's taxonomy places the organism in Eukaryota, Metazoa, Cnidaria, Anthozoa, Malacalcyonacea, Plexauridae.
AUGGGGGUGAAUCUGAAUGAUGAAUAUCUUGUGAAAGCGAUAAAUUGUAGGGUGGUGCCAGUAGCUGGAUAUGUCAUGAAUGUAUGUAACUUGAGGAAAGGAGAUUUGGAAAAGCUGGAUAAGAUCGUUAAAACCGCACUUAGGAAACAAGGAUUUCAUGGAAAGCAAGCAAAUGACGAAAGAUUGUACGCGAAAAGAGAUGACGGUGGAAGGGGAUUGAAAAGCUGUAAGGAGGUUUACGAUGAAACGAAAGUAAGGGUAGCAUGCUACAUAGCAACAUCGAACAACGAGUGGAUUGAAGUGUUAUGGAGAAACGAGUACAUGAAAGAGCAAACAUCAUUGAAAAGAGUGGCAGAAGAAGCAAUGGGGCGAAUGAAUGCACAUGUCGAAUUCAAUGUUGGAGAAAUCAAGAUCGGAAACGAAAGCUACGUGGAUUGGCAUGUCGCAUGGAAAAAGCUUAAGAACAUCAUAAGGAAAGGGCAAAUCAGGAACAAGGCUGAAACCUUCAGGGAAAAGAGACUGCAGAGUGAAAUACCAAUGGGAUUUGACAAGGAUGAUCAUGGUUGGCUGAAGUGCAACACCGACCCGAGAAAAACAGCGUCGAUAUUUACAUUGCAGGAACAGAUGAUCGAAACAAAAGCAUGGAAGAAAAUGAGAGGACUAGUGGACCAAGACAAGUGCAGAUUGUGUGGGGAAUUUAGAGAAACAGUUCAACACCUAUUGGCAGGAUGCAAAAAGUUGGCGGGAUCAGAGUACGUAAGAAGACAUGACAACCCGUUAAAAGUACUAGCAGUGCAAUGGGCGAUUGAUAAUGGAUUGUUACCGAAAGGAACGAAGUGGUACACAGAGAAAUGGGAGAGGAAAAGUAAUUGCAAAUAA